Molecule: messenger RNA, 1086 nt
Organism: Cladophialophora bantiana CBS 173.52
Lineage: Eukaryota; Fungi; Ascomycota; Eurotiomycetes; Chaetothyriales; Herpotrichiellaceae
Exons: 1
Coding region: 1-1086 (361 amino acids)
Molecular function (GO): hydrolase activity
Source: RefSeq, a predicted model, not a curated record
AUGGCCACGACAUCCUUGGAGAUCAGCGGGGCCAUUCCCGAUGAGAACUCACCAGCCGCAAUAGACGCUCGCCGCAAGGAAAUGCAAGCUCUGGAGCAGGCCGCCCUCGAAAUUCUCGGUCCUUGCCUCCCAGACCUGAAGGAAUCGACAAUCGACAUCCAGAUCCCAGACGGGUUUGUAAGCCAGACCAUCGUCAUCUGGCCUGUCUUGGAACGAUCGAGAGGCAACCAGACUGUGGAGAAGUGUCCCCUCAUCGUGUACUUCCAUGGAGGAAGCUUCACUUUUGACACGCCAAACUUCGCACUUUCCCCAGCCCGUGCGUUUGCAUCGUAUUUUGGAGCCAUCGUCGCCUGUCCGUCCUACAAGCUGGCGCCGGAGAACCCUUUUCCCGCGCCGAUGCAAAGUGCAUGGGAGGUAGUAGCCUGGCUAUCCGAUCCACAGAACCUCAACAAUGGGCCUCUCAAACACGAUGGGAUCGAGUUUGAUGCUUCCCUCGGCUUCGUGCUGGCAGGGUGCAGUGCUGGCGCAACCAUCUCCGCAGUCAUUGCUGGCAUCGCGUCCGCUGCACGGGCAGGUGAGACGGAGCUGGUGCGAGGGUUACGCAGCCUUGUCUCUCCCAUUGGAGGACUCUUCUUGUCCCUCCCUCAUGUCGUCCAUCGGGAAAUUGUCCCAGUGAAGCAUGCAUCUGCGUUCCGGUCCCGUGAGGAGAAUGCAAAUGCUCCAAUCAUCAACGCCACGUCUCUGGCUAACUCGGAAAAGCGACUGAAGACCGACUUCCACUCACCUUGGUUUUCCCCCCUCAACCUAGAUCUCCGUGAGAUAAGAGAACAUCACCCUCGACGGGUUUACGUGCAUGGUGGCCAGUUGGAUAUCCUUCGCGACGACGCGGUCAUCUAUGAACGGGUGCUGAGAGAAGACGGCGUCGCUGAGACAAAGGUCGACGUGCUCGACGGCUACGGCCAUGUGGGUUGGGUGUCGCUGCCGUUUCCCGAAGCCCACUCGCCAGAGGUAAAGGAGACGGCAAUGGAUGGCAUGGCGUGGCUCCUGGACAAGGAUUGGGACAGAAGCAGACCACUUCCGUACUAG